Messenger RNA from Nelumbo nucifera (sacred lotus), 1700 nucleotides. Its product is annotated as 26S proteasome regulatory subunit 7A. Gene Ontology annotation, molecular function: ATP hydrolysis activity; ATP binding. The record is from RefSeq and is a predicted model, not a curated record. NCBI's taxonomy places the organism in Eukaryota, Viridiplantae, Streptophyta, Magnoliopsida, Proteales, Nelumbonaceae.
GCGGUCCGGCAGAUAUCACCUUAGCUACUAGUCUGCAGACUGGAUUUCAACUCUUGUUUUACCUCUCUUGUUUCGCAAGCAAGCUCCAGAGCUCGAAGCAAGGAUCAAUGGCGCCCGAACCUGAGGAGGAGAUCAACGAGAAAAAUCCUCGUCCCCUUGACGAAGAUGACAUCGCUCUUCUCAAAACCUAUGGUCUUGGACCUUACUCUACCAGUAUAAAGAAAGUGGAGAAGGAAAUUAAGGAAAUGGCCAAGAAAGUCAAUGAUUUAUGUGGUAUUAAAGAGUCCGAUACUGGUUUAGCUGCACCCAGCCAAUGGGAUCUUGUCUCUGAUAAACAGAUGAUGCAGGAGGAGCAACCGCUGCAGGUUGCUAGAUGCACAAAGAUAAUUAAUCCAAAUACUGAAGAUGCAAAGUAUGUCAUAAAUGUUAAGCAAAUUGCGAAGUUUGUUGUUGGACUGGGAGACAAAGUUUCCCCAACUGAUAUUGAAGAAGGCAUGCGUGUGGGGGUAGAUCGGAAUAAAUAUCAGAUUCAGAUUCCACUACCCCCAAAGAUCGAUCCAAGUGUAACGAUGAUGACGGUAGAAGAAAAGCCUGAUGUUACAUAUAAUGAUGUUGGUGGAUGCAAAGAGCAGAUUGAAAAGAUGCGAGAAGUCGUUGAGCUGCCCAUGCUUCACCCAGAGAAAUUUGUAAAGCUUGGAAUUGAUCCCCCUAAGGGUGUUCUCUGCUACGGUCCUCCUGGAACUGGUAAAACACUCCUAGCUAGAGCUGUAGCCAACAGAACUGAUGCUUGUUUCAUUCGUGUCAUUGGAAGUGAGCUUGUUCAGAAGUAUGUAGGAGAGGGCGCUCGAAUGGUUAGGGAGCUCUUUCAGAUGGCACGCUCAAAGAAGGCCUGCAUUGUCUUUUUUGAUGAAGUGGAUGCCAUUGGUGGUGCACGUUUUGAUGAUGGUGUGGGUGGGGACAAUGAAGUUCAGCGAACCAUGCUUGAAAUUGUUAAUCAGCUAGAUGGGUUUGAUGCUCGAGGAAAUAUCAAAGUUUUGAUGGCAACAAAUAGACCAGACACACUGGACCCAGCACUAUUACGUCCGGGACGGCUGGAUCGUAAGGUUGAGUUUGGGCUACCUGAUUUGGAGAGCAGGACACAGAUAUUCAAGAUCCACACAAGAACAAUGAAUUGUGAGCGAGAUAUAAGGUUUGAGCUUUUGGCUCGACUUUGCCCCAACUCCACUGGGGCUGACAUCAGAAGUGUGUGCACGGAGGCAGGGAUGUUUGCUAUAAGGGCACGAAGAAAAACAGUGACCGAGAAAGAUUUCCUUGAUGCAGUUAAUAAGGUCAUCAAAGGCUAUCAGAAAUUUAGUGCAACGCCCAAAUAUAUGGUGUACAACUGAGCUGCUAUCGUCAUUUCAAAUUGAAGCAUAUUAAAUGCUACAUUUAUCCAAUAUUAUCAGUUUACCUGUUUUUUUUUUGAUAUUUACCAGUAGUUGGGGUAAUUUCAAUGUUCAGUAGUGCUUGUAUUUGAUCUUUCCCCAUCAAACAAAUGGUUUUUUCUUUCAUUUUGUUUUUAUCGUUAAUGCCCUGAAAAGUUCCUUCCCUAUACCUCAUUGAUUAAAUGGACACUGAUCUCAUUGCUGGAAGCAAGCAAGUUCAUUUGUUAUCCUACUGAACGAGCUUUUACUGUCAAAGAAACAACCAUGUUUGCUAAA